GAGAAGCUCAUUCUUCGUCAUCGCAGUUAAUAUAAUAUAUUAUAGUAUCAAAAUUAAUAGAAUAGAGCAAAUUAAAUUUCUUCAUUCAAUUAUAUGAAAAAUAAAAAAAUAAAAGAAUAAUAAAAUUUAUAGGAGUAAACUGUGGCACGUUCACUAAAAAAAAAAUCCCUUUGUAUCUCAGAAUUUAUUAAAAAAAAUUGAGAAACUUAACAUAAAGGGAGAAAAAGAAAUAAUAAUAACUUGGUCCCGGGGAUCUACUAUUAUUCCAAUAAUGAUUGGUCAUACUAUUGCGAUUCAUAAUGGGAAAGAGCAUCUCCCUAUUUAUAUAAUGGAUCAUAUGGUCGGACACAAAUUGGGAGAAUUUGCAACUACUUUAAAUUUUCGAGGACAUGCAAAAAAUGAUAAUAGAUCUCAUCGGUAAUGUGAAUACUAAAAAAUAUCUUGAUGCUUAUGAGUCAUUAGUAGGAGGCAAACUUUAUGUACCAGAUGCUAAAUAAAAAAACCCCAGAAGUAUACGUUUUAGGUCGACGUAUAGCUAUGUCGGCUAAUAAAGCAAGAAGAGUUAUUUAUCAAAUUCGUGGGCGUUCCUAUGAGGAAACACUUAUUAUAUUAGAACUCAUGCCCUAUCGUGCCAGUUAUCAAAUUUUAAAAUUGGUUUAUUCAGCCGCAUCAAAUGCUAGUUACACUAUGGCUGCAAAUAAAGCAAAUUUAGUUAUUAGUAAAGCUGAAGUGAAUGAGGGGACUGCUCGAAAAAAAUUAAAACCUCGGGCUCGUGGGCGUAGUUAUCCAAUAAAAAGACCGACCUGCCAUAUCAGUAUUGUACUAAAAGAUAUUUCAUUCAAUGAUUCUGAAUCUGUGGAGCUCGGUUUGCUAAAAAAACCACAAGCGAAAAAAAAAUUCUAGAACUAAAGCAUAUUCUGAUAUCCAGAAUAGGAGGUAUUUAUGGGACAAAAAAUAAAUCCACUUGGUUUCAGACUUGGUACAAACCAGGCCCAUUAUUCACUUUGGUUUUCAAAACCAAAAACGUAUGCUGAAAAUCUGCAAGAAGAUCAAAAGAUAAGAGCUUUUAUCAAAAAUUAUGUACAAAAAAAUAGAAUCAAACCCUCGGCUACCGAGGGAAUUGCAAGUAUAUAUAUUAAAAAAAGACUCGAUCUAAUCCAAGUCAUAAUAUAUAUGGGAUUUCCAAAAAUAUUUAUGGAAAAUAGCCCACAG
This is a messenger RNA of Cuscuta epithymum, 1212 nucleotides long. The record is from the annotation of a GenBank genome assembly. Lineage: Eukaryota; Viridiplantae; Streptophyta; Magnoliopsida; Solanales; Convolvulaceae.